AUGCUGCUAGUGCUGGCCACGACUCUCCUCUCUUCCCUCUAUGGCUCGGUCGUUUCGGACUUCCCCUUCCGUAACGUCUCCUUACCCUGGGACGCCAGAGUAGCCGAUCUCGUGAACAGGCUUACCCUACAGGAGAUGAUGCUACAGAUGUCUCGGGGAGGGGUUGCGGACCACGGCGGUCCGGCCCCUGCCAUUGACCGUCUGCAGAUCAAGCCUUACUCCUGGAACACUGAAUGUUUACGGGGAGACGUGGGGGCCGGUCCGGCGACAGCGUUUCCUCAGGCGCUGGGGCUCGCCGCGUCAUUCAGUCCGUCGCUGAUACAGCGAGUUGCGGAAGCCACCUCUAUAGAGGUCCGGGCUAAGUUCAACGACUACAUGCAGAAAGAGCAAUAUGGUGAUCACAAAGGUGCUAGCUGCUUCAGCCCGGUCAUCAACAUCAUGAGACAUCCAUUGUGGGGCAGAAGUCAGGAGACCUAUGGGGAGGACCCUUUCCUGAGUGGCACUCUGGCUCAGCACUUUGUGUAUGGACUUCAGGGCAAUGAUAGUCGAUACAUCCGCGCUAAUGCCGGCUGUAAACAUUUCGACGUCCAUGGGGGGCCCGAAAAUGUACCAGUCUCAAGAUUUUCCUUUGAUUCCAAAGUGUCUGAGCGUGACUGGCGUCUGACGUUCUUGGCCCAGUUCCGAAUGUGUGUCGAGGCCGGUACCUACAACCUAAUGUGCAGUUAUAACAGUAUUAAUGGAGUUCCGGCGUGUGCCAACCACAAACUUCUCACCGAAAUACUGAGAGAGGAAUGGGGUUUCCGUGGUUACGUGAUCAGUGACCAAGGAGCGGUGGAGAACAUCAUCUCACAACAUCAUUAUGUCAGCAAUAACGUGGACGCCGCGACGGCCAUUGUAAACGCCGGCAUGAAUCUGGAGUUAUCCAACAACUUGGUUGAUCCCGUGAUGUUUGGAUUGGAGCAAGCAGUAUCUCAGGGUAAAGUCACCAUGGACACCGUAAAAGAACGAGUCAGCGCUCUUUUCUACACCAGAAUGAGACUGGGCGAGUUCGACCCUAAACUCAUGAACCCGUACGCCGACCUUAGUCUCGAGUCUAUUCAAAGUCCACAACACAGGGCUUUGUCUUUGGAGGCCACAUUAAAAUCGUUUGUGCUUUUGAAAAACGCAGACAACUUUCUGCCUAUGAAGAAAGGACAGUACGCAAAUAUUGGGGUAGUCGGACCAAUGGCAAACAAUGUAGGGCAGCAGUUUGGUGACUACUCCCCGGACGAGAAUCCGCAGUAUACGACAACUCCAUUGGACGGUUUAAAACAACUUGGUGGCGCUGUGACCUUUGCAGCUGGAUGUGAAACUACGAAAUGUACCAGUUAUAACUCUUCGGACGUGAAAAACACUGUCACCGGAAAAGACAUUGUGUUUGUUGUCCUUGGUACAGGCCGGUCUGUAGAGAGCGAAGGAAACGAUCGAGCCACCAUGGAUCUUCCGGGGCAGCAGGCACAGUUACUUCAGGACGCCAUUUCUAUGAGCAAUAGAACGCCAAUAGUUCUGAUCUUACUGAAUGCUGGACCUCUGGAAAUCUCGAUGGCGGACUCCAGCUCGAACAUCAAAGCUAUCCUGGAGGCUUUCUUCCCGGCACAGGCGGCAGGGGAGGCAAUCGCAAGAGUGUUGAUGAAUAACGGCGACUUUUCGAAUCCUGGAGGUCGAUUGCCUUACACGUGGUACCAGUCUUUGGAUCAGGUACCAUCAAUCACCAACUACACCAUGGCUGGGCGGACCUAUCGGUAUUUUACCGGUAAACCGUUGUACCCCUUUGGCUAUGGUCUGUCCUACACAAAUUUCGUGUACAAUUCACUUAUUCUGGGAAACAGAACUAUUUCCGCUGGUCAGUCCCAGACCGUCAGGGUCGUGGUCAAAAACGUGGGCACAGUCACUGGAGAUGAGGUAAUACAGGUGUACAUCCGCUGGGUGAAUCCCUCGUCCACCAUGCCUAAUAUACAGUUAGCCGGGGUUUACCGCACCACGCUUCUACCAAACCAAGACACGGCAUAUACAUUUGAAAUCCGUCCACAUCAAAUGGCCAUCUGGGACGACGAUAGAGGAUUUGUCGUAGAGCCAGGGAAUAUGAUGGUGUACGCAGGUGGACAACAGCCGGGCCAGUCUCGCUCUGUGGAUUCUAAUGUACUUACGUCAUCAUUUACUAUUGUUAACCAAAAAGUUCUUCGUGGAGUAAAGCUCGAGUAGAUUGAAUGUUUAUAAAUGUCCACCCAAAAUUAUCGCAGUGCGUGAUAUUUCAUUGAUAUUUAACGCAUCAUUAACAAUGCACAUUAGGAUAACAAAACAAUUAUAAAAACAAGUCUGGUCUUCACUUAUAUGAUCGCCUUGAAAGACUACAAAAUUUACCGUGUAUACACAGAAUAGAAUCGUUGCAUCAAUUCAAGAAAAGAAUUUUCCAAAGAAACAUUUCUUCUUCUAGAAACACACAUUGGGAGUGGCGAAGCUCCAUGGUAGAAAAUCUGCGUCAGGUUUUAUUAAAGCAACUCGCAUGGACAGUUGCAUUAGAAAAACCUCUUGGUUUUGGAAUUUGAUCUGUAUAUCACUCGUGGAAUAUAUUAAACAUCAUUAUGAAGUACUUCUCAUACAAUACACUACGCUAUAAGGUUACUUCGUGGAUACUUUAUAGCAGUUUAUUUGUUUGAUGGGUGUUUUACGACGUACUCAAGAAUAUUUCACUUAUGCGACGGCGGCCAGCAUUAUGGUGGGUGGAAACCGGGCUUUAAAGCAAUUAAUAUUAACAUUGCCAGUGUGAAUUCAUUAAGUCAUUGACAUCACAUGGUUGAUGGUUUUGUUAGCAAGACACGGGUCAGUUUCUUAUGAAAUCAUGCAGUGAGAAACCAUUACCUGCACUCAUCCAGGUUCC
This is a messenger RNA of Liolophura sinensis, 2917 nucleotides long. RefSeq lists its product as uncharacterized. The record is from RefSeq and is a predicted model, not a curated record. Gene Ontology annotation, biological process: arabinan catabolic process; xylan catabolic process. The transcript is spliced from 12 exons. Lineage: Eukaryota; Metazoa; Mollusca; Polyplacophora; Chitonida; Chitonidae. Gene Ontology annotation, molecular function: alpha-L-arabinofuranosidase activity; xylan 1,4-beta-xylosidase activity. Bases 1 to 2241 code for a protein of 746 amino acids.